Messenger RNA from Styela clava, 2051 nucleotides. RefSeq names its product argininosuccinate lyase-like. The record is from RefSeq and is a predicted model, not a curated record. Gene Ontology annotation, cellular component: cytosol. Gene Ontology annotation, molecular function: argininosuccinate lyase activity. Lineage: Eukaryota; Metazoa; Chordata; Ascidiacea; Stolidobranchia; Styelidae.
AAAUAAAUUGAAUUUUUAAAGACAUUGACUGUUUGGUAUUUUUUGUUUGUUUUUGUAUAGCAGCUAAGUAUAUCUGUAUAUAGGUUGUUAGUUGUUACGAUUUUUUUUACUUCAUUCAACUAUAAUAUGGAUGGCAAAGCGCAGUCAGAGGGAGGUAAGCUCUGGGGUGGCAGAUUCAGUGCAGACAAUGAUCCAAUAAUGGAAAUAUUUAACAAGUCAAUUGAUUUUGACAAGCGUAUGUGGAGGGAAGAUAUUAAAGGAAGUAAAGCAUAUGCCAUUGCAUUAUCAAAAGCAUCAUUGAUAACGAAAGAUGAAGUUUCAUCAAUGCUAAAAGGCCUUGAUGCUGUACAUGAUGAAUGGGAAGCCGAAUCUUUUAAAAUCGAACAAUCUGAUGAAGAUAUUCAUACUGCCAAUGAACGACGCUUGAGUGAAAUCAUCGGUCCUGAAAUUGCGGGAAAGUUGCAUACUGGAAGAAGUAGAAAUGACCAGGUUGUCACAGACGUCAGGCUAUGGAUUCGCCAGGAAUUGAAAACAUUUUCAAACUUAAUGAAACUACUUAUAACAUCAGUAACUGAAAGAGCAAAACAGGACAUUAAUGCUUUAAUGCCUGGAUAUACACAUAUGCAGAGAGCACAACCGAUCAGAUGGAGUCACUGGCUGAUGAGUUAUGGGAGUGCAUUUCUACGAAACUGGCAAAGCUUGAUUCCAUUACAUGCGAAAAUCAAUAUAUUACCAUUGGGCAGUGGAGCUUUGGCUGGGAACCCGUUCAAUAUUGACAGAGAAUUUCUUGCAAAAGAACUUGGUUUUAACGAAAUAAGCUUAAACAGUCUUGAUGCAACAGGAAAUAGAGAUUUCAUUGCUGAUGUUUUGUUUUGGCUGACACAACUAUCUUGUCAAUUAAGCAGAUUUGCAGAAGAUUUAAUUCUUUAUUCUACCAGCGAGUUUGGAUAUGUGAAACUAUCUGAUGCUUAUAGCACUGGCAGCAGUUUGAUGCCCCAAAAGAAAAAUGCAGAUGGUUUAGAGUUGAUUCGAGGGAAAGCUGGAACAAUUAUUGGAAGGUGUAUGGGUUUCAUGGCAACAAUGAAAGGAUUACCAAGCACAUAUAAUAAAGAUUUACAAGAAGACAAAAUUGUAUUGUUUGAUGUCUGUGAUGCCAUGCAGGAUGUUAUACAGAUUGCUUCUGGUAUCAUUGCAACAUUGACCAUAAAUCCAGAGAAAAUGAAAUCUGCACUGAGCUUUGAUAUGCUAGCGACAGAUGUUGCAUAUUACCUAGUGCGUCGGGGAAUUGCGUUCAGGACAGCUCACAAUCUAGCUGGUCAGGUUGUAAAAGCAGCUGAAACAAAAGGAUGUUCAAUGGAUAAAUUAUCAUUGGCAGAACUGAAAAAUAUAAGUCCAAAAUUUGAAGAAGAUGCUUCACAAAUUUGGAACUUCGAAAACAGUGUAGAGCAAUAUGCUGCUUCAGGUGGUACAAGCCGAUCGAGUGUUCUGAACCAGAUUGCAAAAGUUGAAAAGGAAGUCAAAGCAGAUAUCUUGAUAUGAUUGCUCAGCAGAUACCAAAUAGCAAUAUCUAUUUUUUUUUGCUGUUGUUGUGACAAUGUUGUAUUUGGUUAAGAAAAAAUUCAGAAUAUACACAAGAAGUAGUAAAUUUUGGAAAGCUGUUCUUUUGGUAAAUUGGCAAUACUUUUUAGUGCACUGUGCUGAUGCAUUGGAUGUUUGAAUGUACUUUAAUCCAUUGCAUCUUUGUGUUUUUGCUGUAAAUUGAGAUACUUGUUUUUCUCAUAAUACUGUUUUAUAUGUGAUAUCUAUGAGGUGGCGUGUAUAUUGUGUAUUUUUUUGAAUUCAUUCAGACAACCUUUUCCUGGCUUAUGGUACAAUAGGCCAGUAAAUCCAAAAAUCAAUUAUAGCAAUCAUAAGCUUAGUUCAAUCAUUAUCACUGCACAGAAUCGUGUUUUUAGUAUUUUAACUGAUAAAAAGUUCAAUGUUGUUUGUUUUAUUUUGUGUUCUUGUUUUUCGGCUGAUAUUUCAAUAAAUUGCUUCAAUCAAUAAAAAAA